AUGUCCGAUCCCACCGCCGAAGCCGUCCCUCCCCCACCAACAACCUCAACCCAAAACCCCGACGCACAAGGCCAAUUCUCCGCCGCCGUGGACGAUCUCCUCGACCAGCUACAACAUAAAUUCGAUGGUGUUUCGAGAGAGAUGUUUGGGAAGUUGGACGAUAUGGCUAGACGGUUGGAUGAGUUAGAGGCUUCGUUUACGGUUGUGGAUGGGACCACUACGACGUCCGGGGGUGGUAGUGGUGGUGCUGCGUCGCAGACAGGGACGGGGACGGGGACAGGGUCUGGGUCCGUGGUUGGGAGUGCAGUUGGGAGUGGGAGUCCUGAGAAGUGA
Messenger RNA from Aspergillus luchuensis, 333 nucleotides. RefSeq names its product heat shock factor-binding 1 family protein. The record is from RefSeq and is a predicted model, not a curated record. The transcript has 3 exons. Bases 1 to 333 code for a protein of 110 amino acids. Gene Ontology annotation, molecular function: transcription corepressor activity. NCBI's taxonomy places the organism in Eukaryota, Fungi, Ascomycota, Eurotiomycetes, Eurotiales, Aspergillaceae.